UCAACUUCAUAUUGGAUCUCUCUUUCGGUUCCUCCUUUGUGCAGCAUCAUAUUCAAACAUCUUGUGAUUCUCUCUUUCUAGAUCUACAAUUCUAUAUUUCAAUCUCAGCUCAAACCUUCACAUCUCUCAGCAAAGUGGUGAAUAUGUUAAGCCAGAUUUUGGAGCCAAUUUUGACAAAGGUAUGGGAGUCAAUUUUGUCAAAGUUGGUGGAACAAACGGCGGAUAAUGCACACAACAAUCUCAAAAGUAUAAAGGAGUUUGAGCUCAAUCUAAAAGCUCUGCAGAAAAAAUUGAAGUCAUUGUGUGCUAAGGCAUCUGAUGUUGAGGAGGAAAUCAAGAACUCAGAGCUUUCUGGUCGAAAGAAAAGGAAGCGUGAAGUUGAGGAGUGGUUGGAAGAAGUGAGGUCCAUUGAAAAUCAAGUUGUUGAGUUGGGGACUGAAGUGGAAUCCGAAGGAUUUAUUGUGAGAUUGAUGGAUGGAGAGUUGCCAGCUAAACUAAAUAAUGAGGUUGACUUGCUUGUUGAGCAAAGUCGGAAUUUUGGUGAACUUGCCCUUGAUGUUUGUGGAAGUAGGGGAGAUAAGUUGUUGACAAAUGGGAUGGUUGGUGAAGUUUUUAAUGAAAAUUUGGAAACGAUUUUGACACUUUUGGAGAGCGGGCAAGUGUCGAGCAUUGGUGUUUGUGGCAUGGGUGGUAUGGGAAAAACGACACUGGCAAAACACAUUCACAAUCGACUCCUCCAACACUUUCAGGGACGUGUGAUUUGGGUUACAGUCUCUCAAGAAUUUAGUGUUAUGAUUUUACAAGAUAAAAUUGCUCGCUUUAUAGGUUUGGACUUUUGGGGUGAGGAUAAUGAAGAAUUAAGGGCGGCAAGACUCCAUACAACUUUGUCUCAGAUGAAGAAUUCAGUGCUGAUAUUAGAUGAUGUGUGGGAAAAUAUUGAUCUUUUAAAGGUUGGAUGUCCCGUUUCUGUCGAGUGUUGCAGGCUGAUUAUAACCACUCGCUCCUUAGAAGUGUGUCGUCAAAUUUGUUGCCAAAAAGUGAUUCAAGUGAAAAAACUAUAUCAUCAUGAGGCAUGGGAAUUAUUCAAUGAAAUGCUAAGAAAUGUGAUAGAACUUGAUUCUUCAGCAGAAGAGAUUGCCAGAUCUGUGGCAGAAUUGUGUGGUGGUCUGCCCCUAGCAAUUGUUACAGUGGCUGCAAGCAUGAGGGGCAAAAGAGCCAUUCAUACAUGGAGAAAUGCAUAUGUAGAACUAAAAGAACGUGUUUCAGGGAAUGAUGGCAUGGGAGAGGGUGAGGUUUAUAAAGUAUUGAAAUAUAGUUUUGAUCGGUUGAAUAGGAAUCAUCAUAGUCAGAGUAAUGAGUUCAAUACAUUACAACAUUGUUUCUUGUAUUGCGCGUUAUAUCCUGAAGAUAAAGAAAUAAUGAGAGAGGAUUUGGUUAGACAGUUCAUUUCAGGAGGAUUGUUGGAUGAAAGAAAGACAAGGAGAGCGCAAGUUGAGCAAGGACGUUCCAUAUUGGAUAAAUUAGUGAAUGUGUGCCUAUUGGAAAGUUGUGUUGAUCUUGAUUAUGUGGAAUGCGUGAAGAUGCAUGAUCUUGUAAGAAGUAUGGCAUUGAAGAUAUGUGAGGGGAAAUAUAUGGUAAGAGCAGGUGAUGAGUCUUUAAAUGAAAUUCCGAAAGAAGCAGAAUGGGCAAAGGAUCUGGAGAAGGUGUCCUUAAUGAGCAGUGGCAUAAUGAGAAUUGAAGAAGGAAAGUCUCCCGAUUGUCCUAAGCUCUCAACAUUGCUUUUAUUGGGUAAUUAUAUGUUGGAUUUUAUCCCAGAUUCAUUCUUUUCUAAAAUGCAAGGACUAUGCACUCUUAAUUUGCGCACCACUUGCAUAACGGAGCUGCCAAACUCAAUCUGUGCCUUGAAGAGCCUCAAGUCAUUGCUCCUUGAGUGGUGUCAUAAGCUAGAAAAUGUGCCAUACUUGGGAGAGAUGACAGAACUCAGGGAGUUGAACCUCUCGCAUACAGCCAUCAAGGAAGUCCCUGAAGGAGUUAAGCAAUUAGUCAAUCUCAAAUUCCUUGCAAUGGAUGCGCCUGAAUUAGAGAUGCUUCCAGAAGGAUUGUUUCUUAAACUUGGGAAUCUUCAGUACUUAGAUUUACCAUUCCAUAUGGUCGUAGAAGUUGAAGAAAUUGCUAAUCUGGAACUGCUAGAGGAGUUUAGUGGAAGAGUGAAAAGUGUGAAUGAUUUUAAUUCUUUGAUUACAAGUUGGGGAAGUCAGGUGCAUGGCACUUGUUACGUAAUAUUAGUGGGAUCGUAUGAUGAAGAUACAUUUGAAAUAUUAGGAUCAGGUGAUUGUAAAGAGUUAUUCUUGUCCGAAUGCAACCUUAAAGAUGAGGUAGUAUUAGCAGAGGGAAUUAAGCAGCUAACAAUCAGUAAAUGUGAGGAUCUGAGCAUAUGCUUUGUGGAUGGAUUGGAGGGAUUGAAAAUUGAAUGUUGUAGAGGUAUAGAGUACAUUUUGAAGAAAUGUCAAAUGGCUACUCGCUGGGUUGGAUGAUAUGAAG
Molecule: messenger RNA, 2541 nt
Organism: Salvia hispanica
Lineage: Eukaryota; Viridiplantae; Streptophyta; Magnoliopsida; Lamiales; Lamiaceae
Source: RefSeq, a predicted model, not a curated record